AUGUCACUCCUUCGUGCCUGCAAGCAGGCCUAUGGCCUUUCCAGGCAAACGACGCCCGGUAUAACCUCUUCUCUGCGGCGCUUUGCCUCUUCAGAGACGCCUGCUCCAGCCGCAGCGGAGAAGGUUGACUCCGAUAUUGUCCCUGCUCACCCGGACAAGGAUAUUCUCGCCGCAGAUGCAAUUAGCGGCGCCCCAGAGCAGCUUCGCCACCGUGUAGUUCGUAUCUACCAGCCAACCCGGAAUACAAUGCAGAGCGGCGGAGCGAAGACAGAGAGAUGGAGGGUUGACUUUGAUAUUCUGCAGGGCGGUGGUCGAUGGGAGAACCCGUUGAUGGGAUGGGCAAGCUCUGCCGACUACAUGCAGGGUACCCGAAUGUCGUUCAGAUCAAAGGAAGAUGCAGUUCAUUUCGCAGAGAAACAAGGGUGGGAUUACUAUAUUCAACCUGCAACGGUGAAGAGGAUUCCGCCCAAGAACUAUGCCGAGAACUAUGUGUACAAGCCUCAUAAGUUGCGUAUUGCGCGCACCAAGUGA
Messenger RNA from Pleurotus ostreatus (oyster mushroom), 531 nucleotides. RefSeq lists its product as uncharacterized. The record is from RefSeq and is a predicted model, not a curated record. Gene Ontology annotation, biological process: electron transport chain. The transcript has 4 exons. NCBI's taxonomy places the organism in Eukaryota, Fungi, Basidiomycota, Agaricomycetes, Agaricales, Pleurotaceae. Bases 1 to 531 code for a protein of 176 amino acids.